Messenger RNA from Engraulis encrasicolus (European anchovy), 6342 nucleotides. RefSeq lists its product as uncharacterized. Lineage: Eukaryota; Metazoa; Chordata; Actinopteri; Clupeiformes; Engraulidae. Bases 345 to 5930 code for a protein of 1861 amino acids. The record is from RefSeq and is a predicted model, not a curated record. The transcript has 12 exons.
GUGAAAAUAAAAUUCGAUAUAGGUCCGAGAACACCAUUAAACAUACUGUUACACUGCAUAUCGAUAUACAAACACAUUACAAUUGUAGUUGUGAUAUUCUGUGUAAAUUACAUUUUGACUGACAGAUUGAUUUUGAUGACACGGCGCAACAAUUCCAUCUAGGCGACAUAAUUUUCAUUAGCUAAACCGGCUUACCACAAUCGUGCCAAAAUUCAUCCUGGACUAGUAUGCAGCAGCAGACGUGCAGUGCGUGGUGGUGGUAGCUAUCAUUUUUUCACUUGAUUUCAUAAUCAUAACUCUUUGCAUUUGCGGUCAGAGGUAGCAAUGGUCUCUUUUGAAGAGGGAUGAAGCCUUCAUCGGUGUUAUUCAGCGUAUCGUGGUGGGACAAAGCAAUUGUGUUGGAGAAUAAGACAACGUGCGUUCGGGCGUCCAAAACUGGUAGAGACGAGAGCACCCGGUAUUGCAGUUUGCCGGACGUGAAAUUUUGGGUGGAGUGCAUCCGUCCCAAUCUCACAGAUUCCCUCCUGCCGCAGCUCUCCCCAAAUUACGUCACCACAUCUUUAACAUGGUCCACCUCGGCACUCACUGUCAGGCCUCUGUCUGACAAGUGCCCCGGUACCAAGUCUGUCCAGGGCACCAAAGCAGUUCAGUCUGAACGAAAGACACAGGAAGAUACUCCAGUCAGUAUGGACACCUUGGAGCCUGUCAAAUCUCCAGUAACUGUGAAAGAAGAGUCUACCGCUGAUCUUCACAGCAGGAGUCAGAGUCAGAGCCAGAGCCGCAGUAGAAGCCCCAGUCUGAGCAGAAGCCCAAAUCCAAGUCGAGACAUUGGUGAUACAACUAAUCAGAGCUGCAGUCGCCAGACUCCCCAAAGUGAAUUGCACCAAGGAAGCAGUGAGAUGAGAGGUGGAGAUGGCGGAGGAAACGGUGAGCCAAAGAGAGGAAGAGAUGACCGAGAGAGCACUGAGGAGAGGACAAUAGGAGAUGGCGGAGGGAGCAGUGAUGCAUGGAGGGGUAGAGAUGGCAGAGAGAGCGGUGGGGAGAGCAGAGGAGGAAAUGACCGGAGGUGCAGGUGGAAUAGAGACCAUAGAAAGGAGAAGCACGAAGGGCAAAGCAGCGGGAGCAGCAGUGUCAGCAGCAGCAGGAAACGCCAUAGCAACGAAAGUGUGACCAGUGUCACAGCAGAGAUGGCCAGUAAGAGAGCCAAGACCGUAAGCAGUCCCACAGCGAAGAUGUCCACCAGGAGAGAUGGGACCAGCCUGUCAAGUCCCACGGCGAAGUUAUCCACUGAGAGAGCUAAGACCAGUCUGUCUGGCCAAAGGUCACCUGUCCCAGAGGUGACCAAUGACGAUGAGGAUCUGGCCAGGAAAGAAAUGGAGCUGCGAGAAUUAACUGCGUCACUUAAUAGGUUAAAAGCCAUGCUGGCCAUGUGUACCCCACCAACCUCCCCUGGCACUAACGAUAUAAAUGACACAGAUGUUACCCCUCAACCUUUACUUGGUAAGAUGGAGAACGCUGUUGAGCUCUCACCCAGUGAAACCCUUGUUCUGGUGAAUAAAAACGGCUCUAGUUCCCUGUCCAGAGUAGAUGACAAAGAUGUAGGUACUCAGAAGGUUAAUGCUGAUGAUUUGGAUGGUGACCGCUUGGACACAGGUAUCUGUCUGGAUCAGCAGCGGCACAGGGAGGCUGAGGUGACUGAGGACAGUGCCUGCCUGCUCGGACAAGAGCCUGAUGACACUCAGCAGGCAGACAGUGAGCAGAACACAUGGUCAGGGCAAGAGCAGUCAGCAGCCCAAACACACAGACAAUUGAACAAGGACGAGCAAUUUUGUCAAGAUAAAACUCUUUUCCAGUCCAGAACUGCAGCCCUAUCUGAAGAAAGCCACAGGGGUCAAGAGCUGUAUGACCCCUUUCAUGUUGAUGAGGAAGAUGAGAACAAGUUGAUGGAGGAAACCACAAAAAGACAGCUGGCUUUCGACACCUCUAAUAUCAGCAUUUACAGAUCCCCUGCAGCUGAGACUAAAGAAGAUGAAGAACAGCUGAUGAUGAAAGCAAGGGAGCUGGAGAGACUCAAUGCAUUGAUUGCUGAAGGAAAGGCUAUGCUAGCCAUGGAGACACAGGGUAAACCCCCUGAUUGUGAGUGCCCAACUCAAGCUGAUAAGACCCCAGAGAUUUCAACCAAAUGCCAACCUCAGGCCUUCCUCCCUGCCCCCCAACAAAGACCUUCCACUCUAGACAAUCACAGAACUAUAGUUCUUUCUGAAAAACAUAGUGGGGCUGACUUGUAUGAUCCCUUUGAGGUUGAUGAGGUAAAUGAGAACGCAAUAAUGGAAGGAAGCAUCAAGGGGCUAACUCAUGAAUCACAGCAGCAGGAGGAAAAAGAUGAGGGGGUUGGGAUUGGUAUGGUGUCUCCCAUGGAGAGUCAACUCCUCAGCAGGGCCAAGGGGGUUGGGAUUGGUGGCAUGGGUAUAGUCUCUCACAGGGAGGACCGGUCCUUCAGCCAGUCUGAGGUAGGGGAUGAGGAGACUUAUCUGUAUGGAGAAAAGCAUGGUGACUGCCAUCCUGCCUGUAGCAAGUACCUCAAGAGUUCAGACCAAUGUGAGAAAACGGAACAAACACAUAACCCGGAGAAGAGUGAUGUACCUAAACUAACCUUUGGUGAACUUGAGACCAUCUUCCUAUCCAUGGGGUUUAGCUUUCCACAGAGUUCUACAGUUAACCAACUGGGAAGUAAGGCAGAUGAGGCAAUAAAGCCUCAUGGCACAACACCAUCAUUAUUUUCAUCUCAUAAGGAGCAUAAGGAGCACAACAGGUCAAAGGAUCACGAAAUGUCAAUGGACAAGCAUCACUGGGCAAAUGAGGCCAUUCCCAAAGCUGUCAGUCUUCAGCAUCCACAAGGACCUGUUACCAAUAGUGUGGAAACAGUAUGGAUUUGUGGCGAUGGACUUGUGGAUCUGGCAUCCCGCUUGGCAAAUUCACCAACAUAUGGCAUGAAACUGGGACAGAGUAUUGCCGGCGUCCGUUUGUACUGGAAGGGUGAGUUGUCCAUGAAAUGGGCACGGCUUGUACCCCGAUUGCUCCAGCUUGCUCGUGAUUGGCCAAUUCCAGACAUGCUCAUCAUCCACCUGGGAGACGAUGACAUCAUCUUGAGGGACACACAGGAGCUUCUAUGCGCCAUGGAGAGAGACCUGAGCUUCAUACACAACCUCUUCCCCCACUGCCUCAUUGUCUGGUCAGACCUGCUGCCCAACAAAAUUUCCAAACAAGGUUCUUCAGCUCUGGUGGUCCAGGACGGGAUUCAUGACCUGGUCAAUCGCAGAAUGCAUGCUCUGAUUGCAGCACUGGGUGGAAUGGCACUGACCCAUGAACUCCUCAUCCCCGAGCUUUACCGCCAUCAUGGGACCCGAUUCUCACGGCUCGUUGUGGAAAAGCUUUUCUUGAACAUCAAGCAGUUUGUGGGUCGUUGGAGCUUGGAAGUGCACCGCGCUUCAGAGAUGUGUUCCCCAGAGUGCCACCCUCCACGCUGUGCUUCUUCAUUCACCUGUUCCAUCCCUGAUGACUCCAUUCAUCCUAAAUCUACCAACAGUCACUCCAAGUGCAAGGAAAGACCUCCCUCACAUCUCCCCUCAUUGCCAAAGAAGCAACAGGUCACUGAGGGACAGGUAAAGCCCAAGGAGGUCAGACUGUCUACGGAGACAGCGAAGAGGUCUACAGGGGUGAUGGAGGCAAAGCAGUGUAUGGAGCAGAGGACUCGACCCUCUGAGGUGGUGAAGCCCUGCCCUGUACCUGACGAGUCGUCUGCUUCCACUCAUCUUAAAUCUCCCAACAGUCACACCAAGCCUAAAGAAAAAUCUUGUUCCAUCUUGGUGCUUAAGAAGCAGCAGCAGGUCACUGAGGCCAAGGUCAUGAAACAGGACACGGAGGAAGUAAAGUGUACUACAGACAACGCCAAACAGCCUACAGAGGACACAAUGGUGGCCAGCCAGUCCACAGAGAUGCUUAAUCAACCAAUGGGGUCAAAGCGGUCCACAGACGUAGUGAAUCAGCCAAUGGUGGCAAGCCGGUCCACACAGGUGGUGAAUCGGCCAAUGGGGGCAAAGCGAUCUGCAGAGGUGAUGUGCUCUUCAGAAGAGGCAAAGCGUUCUAGAUUCACCUCCACUAUUCCUGAUGACUCAUCUGCUGCCUCUUGUCCUAAAGCUACCAACGGUCCACCCAACCCCAAAGGAAAACCUUCUUCUACUGCAUUGCCUACAGAGCAGCAACAGGUCGGAGAGGAAAUGCUCCAUAUGGCGAAGCAGUCUAGGAAGGAGGCAAAGUGCUCUACCGAGGACAGGAAAUGGCCUACAGAGAAGGCAAAACGGUCUAGGAAGAAGAGAAAACGUUUCACAGAGGUGGCAAGGCCGUCUACAGAGGAACCGAAGCAGUCUAUGGAGGACGCAAAAUGGUCCAGAGAGGAGGCAAAACAGCCUACGGAGGCGAGAAAGGCUGCUUCGGCAGGGGCGGGGGCAGUACUGGCAGAAAAGCGGGCGGCUCUGGAGGCACAGAAAGCAGCUUUGGAGGCCAAGCUGGCUAAAUUGGCAGUGAGCCCAACGCUGCUUCACACUGAGCACACCACAGAUCAACAAAUUAAAAGAAAAGUAAAACUGACGACUAAAGCUAAAGCCAAGAAGGUUUGGAUUAUUGGGGACUCCCAGGUGUUGAAGUCAGUCCAAAAGCAUAUUGUUAUGCGCCAGAAUGAAAAGGGCCAUACUUGGAGGCCAUACUGGAUACCGUUAGUAGAUGUGAGCUUGGCCAAGGUUGUACAUCAGGUGCUUAAGGUCCAGUCAGAAAACUGGCCUAACCCGGACAUGCUGAUCAUCCAUCUUGGAUCAUCCUGUGACAUCCCACAUAGGAACCUGGAGCAGAUGGUGCUGAGUAUCCAGGAGCACCUGCUCAUGAUCCGACGGAUCUUCCCCCAAUGCGCACUGGUGUGGUCGGACAUCCUUUCAAGGACACACAGGAAAACACAAGGACAUGAGGAUGCCCACAGCACUGACCUGGCCAGUAACCGACACGAGGUCAACAUGAGACUGUGCAGCAUAGUCAAGCAACUUGGAGGAGCAGUGAUCGCACAUGGAAACAUUCAGCCAGAGCACUUUGUCUCAGAAGGCAGUCUGCUCUCUGACAAGGGUGAGCAGUUGUUUAAGCAGAACAUCUUAGGCUUUGUGGAUCCAUGGAAGUGGGACCACAACUCCAUCCCAAUUCUUUCAGAACAUCUUCCUGAAUCCACGAGACCUGCAGACCACAAGGAAGCACUGGCACAUUUAACCGAUAGAACCGAUCAACCCAUCACAGGCUAUGGUACCCAGAAGGCUGCUCAAGUGGUGUGGAUUUGUGGGAAACAUUUCUGUGGACUUGCCAGAGAUUCGGCUGAACAGCUAGGUAUUCCACUGCGAAGCGGCACUGGCUCGCUGGAGGUGGUUUGGAAAGCAAUCUGGGGUAAAACGACAUUUUCCUUUAAGAACCUGGUGAGUUUAGAGGACAAGGUCAUUCGCCAACCAAACAUGGUCAUCUUCUACCUUGAUGAUGUUGAGGUCGGAGGAGACUGGAAAUCAGUAUUGACCGACAUCAAGAGGGAAAUGGAGUUACUGCACACUGUCUUCCCAGCGUGCCUCAUUGUGUGGUCUGAUAUCUUCAAAGGAAUUGCUCUGAAUGUCACAGGUCCUGGUCUGGACCUCAUCAAUACCAUAAUGCACAUUGUAGUUACUGAACUGGGUGGAAGAGUUGUUACCCACGACAACAUUAAGCCAGAGCUUUUUCAAAUCCAGAACAGUACGUUUAUUUCAAAAAGAGUGACGCAACAGGCCAACCGCAACAUCCAGGAGUUUGUGUUGAAGUGGGAGACAGAGGUCCGUGGCUUAGCACAGAACACAAAGCCCUCACCACAAUGAACUCUCCCAAAUCCUCCCCAUUACAUUCAGCCUCCAAUACGCCGUCCACUAUUUCAUAGCUCAACAUUCUCAACUGCACUCCGCCCCAAACCCACCCCUCUAUGCUAUGUUCAUAUCAAAGAGUUCUGAAGUAAACAGAAUCAAGAAGGUUGUUUUUUCCGUUUAAACCGUUUCUUUUUUAUUGUUUAUUGUUUUUUUGUUUUUUGACCAUCUGUCACACCUGACCGAACAUGAGUUCAAACCAUACAUGUCAAUAGAUCACUGUAUGCAGAUCACUUGACACCGCUUCCAAAAAUGUUUAAAGAAAUAUUUAAAUAUUAAAUAUUUAAUUAUGGUAAAUGUCAUGUAACCGGUAAGGAUGUGAUGUGACUUAUUUUUACAUUUGCUGCAAUAAAUGGAUACCGGUAUGUUG